AUGCUGAGUGCGCUGUGGGGCGACAAGGGCGAGGCUGAGGGCGCGGAGGGCCAUGAGGAUGCGCGGCAAAGCGAGGACAGCUCGGGCGGGCGCGGCGCGGCGGCGAGCGCCGCGGGGGACGGCGGGUGGAGCACGCAGAUGUGGUCGUUCGCCCAAACCGCGCUCACCUCCAUCCAGGACCAGGCCGAGGAGGUCGUGCGCACCGUGCGCGAAGUGGACUGGGCGAAGGAGCUCUCCGACUUCCAGUCCGGCGCGCAGGCCGAGGGCGAGCUCCUCCACACCCACGCCAAGGACGCCGUGCAACACGCGCCGGAGAAGGCGCGCGCGCUCAUCUCGAACGUCCGGCGCGCCGUGCCGAAGGACCUCGAAGAAGCCAAGCGACGCGCCGAGGAGGCGAUGAAGCACGCAACGGCCGCCGCGCCGCUCCUCGCCGAGCAGGGCAGGUCCGCCGCCGCCCUCUCCGCCUCCCGCCUCCAGGGCGCCGCCACGGGCCUCUCCGCGCUCUCCCAGGGGCUCCUCGGGCGCGCGGGCGGCUUCCUGGACCGUAUCAACCAGUACCUGGACGAAGCGGACGCUGACGACGACGACGACGCCGACCUCCCCGCGGACUCCCCCCUCCGGAAGCCCGCCGCCGCAGCGCAAGCGCUCUCGCCCGCCGAGGCCGCGGCGGCGGCGGAGCUCGAGCGCGUCGUGGCGGCGAUCCAGCGCGACAGCGGGACGUACUGCGACGAGCCGGAGGACGCGGAGGCGUUCGCGGCGUUCCUGGGGGAGUUCAGCCUCGAGGCGGCGCGGUCUGACAUUGACGCGCUGCUGCGCGGGAGCCGCUUCAUGGCGGAGCUGGAGUCGCGGAUCGUGCCGGCGAUCGUCGACUACGAUGCGUUCUGGACGCGGUACUUCUUCCGCGUCCGGUGCGCUGCGGACGAGAUCCGGGCGCGGUACGAUGAGGGGGGCAGUGAGGGCGGUGGGGAGCCCGGGGGCGACGCGACGGAUGCUUGCGCGGGUGAGAGUGCCAGUGGAGGGGACGAGGGCGGCGCGGUGCGGAGCGGCGGCGCGGGGGACGCGGCAGCGGCGGCGGUGGCGACGCUGAGCGUGGCCGACGACCACGGAUGGGGCCAGGCGGACGACGGGUGGGACGGGUCGGACGACGACGCCGGCGGCGACGCGGCUGCCCCCGGUGGCGACGCGACAGCGCAGCAGAGCAAGGCGGAGGAGGGCUCCGCGGCCGCCGCGGAGGGGCCGUCGCCGCCUGCGAGCGGAGCGGGGUCUCCGUCGCAGGGCCGGCGGUGGCAGUCCGACGCCAUGGACUCGGCAAGCGGGGUGCGGGAUGCAACCGUUUCGGGCCCGAGCAGCAGCGGGGGCGGGUGGGUGAAUGUGUCGCACGGGCGCAGCAAGGGCGCGGACGCGGGCGCGGACGCGGACGCGCCGGCGGAGCGGGCGGAGAACGACGAGGACGACUGGGGUGAGGACGUGGCAGGUGCCGAGACUCCCCCCGGGGGGGAGUGUUCGGACGAGGGCAGCGACGUCGACGAGGACUGGGGCGAGCUGUGA
Pedinophyceae sp. YPF-701 is the source of this 1548-nucleotide messenger RNA. NCBI's taxonomy places the organism in Eukaryota, Viridiplantae, Chlorophyta, Pedinophyceae. The record is from the annotation of a GenBank genome assembly.